Ascochyta rabiei is the source of this 1794-nucleotide messenger RNA. RefSeq lists its product as uncharacterized. The record is from RefSeq and is a predicted model, not a curated record. The transcript has 3 exons. Lineage: Eukaryota; Fungi; Ascomycota; Dothideomycetes; Pleosporales; Didymellaceae. The coding region runs from base 1 to 1794 and encodes 597 amino acids.
AUGAGAUUGGCUGAAACGAUGGUUUACUUUUGGCAGAAGGAAGAUCGCUGCAGCCUUGACAGUGUUCGCCCCUGUAAGAUAUUCACCCGCACAUGUAGUGGUUGUUACCCCCAUCAGCCACAGUGCACUUAUGACAGGCACUCCCCAGCUUCGGACGCCCUUAGUUUCUCAAUUAUUGUCUUCGUCUUCCUUGCGAGGGUAUUGACUGUGCAGCACCACACUUCGAUCUCGACCUUCAAGAUGCCAGGAGGCAUUCACACUCCUAUAGAGGUGAUUCUGAAAUGGCCUACACCGAACUACGUCAACCCUGUUACCAGACCGGACACCAUGCUCCUGGUUGCAUGCGUAUGUGGUCCCAUAACCUUCGCCAUGUUGAUGGCCAGACUAUGGGUCAGGAUCUUCCACCAACGCAACCCAGGCUGGGAUGACUGGCUGGUGGUUGCCGGCACUAUUCCCACCAUCGCUUGUACGGUCAUUCUUCCGCUUGCAGCUCGCAGUGGAUUCGAUCGACACCUCUGGGACUUAGACAUUUUUCACAACCCUGAGCAGAUUGUGGUCGCGCGAAAAUACGUUCUUGCCAUUUUAUGCAUUUUUUGCACCGCAUCCGGUUUGAUCAAGAUCUCCAUCCUCCUAUUUUACCGUCGCCUGUCCGACCGAGUUGUCUCCAAGCGGUUUCGAAGUGCAACUUGGCUUACGAUCGGAUUCAUCGCCGGGUCGACCAUCGCGCUGACCAUCGCACCCAUUUUCGGUUGUGACCCAAUCUCAGCGUUUUGGGACCAAGUAAACUACAGCAAACUGAUCAAGGGGUACAAAUAUAGCUGCUUUGACGAAGGCGCAGACGUCUUCUCUGCGACGGUCAUUUCUACAGUCCAGGACUUGAUUACUGCCGUUCUGCCGACGUUCCUUUACUGGAACCUUCGCAUCCCCAUACGUCAGAAGAUUGCCCUGUUUGGCAUAUUCGCUCUUGGAUACGGUGUAGCUGCUCUAGGAGCUCUGCGUGCCUACUACAGCUGGCAGAUUUACUACAGUACUUACGAUGUGACCUGGGUUUCCUGGGACAUGUUCCUUAUCACGAUGCUUGAGCUGCACGUUGGUUUGUUUUGUGCCAAUGCACCUACACUGAAAGUUUUCUUCAAAUACUUCUUCCACGACAAGCUCACUUCGAGCAUCAAGAAAUCAAUCGGAUCUGGUCAAGGUGGUUUGAAGAAUAGCGAGCUCUCUGGCACACUGUCCAGCAAAUCGUCAGCGGGCAUACUCAAGGAGAAAGUAUCGAUAUUUUUCUCGAAGAGUACCAGCACACACGGUUAUCUGUCGGAGCCUCACGAAGAUGUCUCAGUGGAUGUACAUGGCGGAGUCCAAGUUAGAAGGGAGGUUCACAUUGCUCAUUCUCCAGCGCUCACCAUCGGCACUCAACCCACUCGACGCGAAUUGCGCGAAUCCACGGACACAACCGACAUGAUAUGUGCUCAAUACUACGAUGAUAUUGAGUUGGGUCGCUAUACCACAGGUCGUAAAUCGCAUGCUUCGAAUCUACAGUCUCAAGGUGUCCUGGAAGACGUAGAUAUCGAAGCGCUGCCCGCUAUGCCACAGAAACCCAGGUCGCCACGAUCGAUGAGACCCUUCAUGGCUUUCCACCAGGCACCCCCAUCACGGUCGUCAGCAAAUUCGGUAUGGCCAGCUUGGCCAUUACCAGCAACUAUUGCAGAAGAGGUACACGACAACGCACCUGGAUCGCAUCUAUCCCCUUCGCGGAACGCUAGCACGAGUACGCCACAAUGGCAAAACUGGACUUGA